ACGCCCGAGCUGCAGCGCCGCAGACAGGGACUCGCCCGCAGCCGUUUGUCUCAGUCUGAACCGAACGAGUCGUCAUGAACAGCUUGAAGAGUCUGAUGAGCCGCGUGACGCCCGCUCUGAGCCGCGCAGUGCAUUCUGGGAAGCGUGCAUCGUCCUCGGCGGCGUCCAGAGCUGAACCCACGGAGCGUGCGCUGACGUCAGAGGAGGUUUACGCUCGCGAGGAUCGACACGGCGCUCAUAACUACCACCCGCUGCCGGUGGCUCUGGAGCGAGGAGACGGGGUUCAUGUGUGGGAUGUGGAGGGCCGCAGGUACUUUGACUUCUUGAGUGCGUACAGCGCUGUUAACCAGGGUCACUGCCACCCGAAGAUCAUCGCGGCGCUGACGGCGCAGGCCUCGCGGCUGACACUCACCUCCAGAGCCUUCUACAACGACGUGCUGGGUGUCUACGAGCAGUACAUCACCGGCCUGUUCGGAUACGAUAAAGUGCUGCCCAUGAACACCGGUGUGGAGGGUGGAGAGACGGCCUGUAAACUGGCUCGUAAGUGGGCGUACACGGUCAAGGGCGUCCCGAAAUAUGAGGCAAAGAUCGUGUUUGCAGCGGGGAAUUUCUGGGGCCGGACGAUGGCAGCUAUUUCUAGCUCGACGGACCCCAGCAGUUACGAGGGUUUCGGUCCCUUCAUGCCUGGAUUUGAGCUGGUCCCGUACAAUGACGUCGCUGCGCUAGAGAAAGCGCUGCAGGAUCCAAACGUGGCAGCGUUCAUGGUGGAGCCCAUCCAAGGUGAAGCAGGUGUAGUCGUUCCUGAUCCUGGUUACCUCACGAAAGUCCGUGAGCUUUGUACCAAACACAAUGUUCUGUUCAUUGCUGAUGAGGUGCAGACCGGUCUGGCCCGUACUGGACGGCGUCUGGCUGUGGACCACGAGGCGGUGAGGCCGGAUAUGGUGAUUCUGGGUAAAGCGCUGUCAGGAGGAGUAUAUCCUGUCUCUGCUGUUCUGUGUGAUGAUGAGGUGAUGCUGACCAUUAAACCUGGAGAACACGGAUCCACGUAUGGAGGAAACCCUCUGGCCUGCCGCGUCGCCAUCGCUGCUCUGGAGGUUCUGGAGGAGGAGCGUCUGGCUCAGAAUGCGGAUCUGAUGGGUCAGGUUCUCCGCGCUGAGCUCAGCAAGCUUCCGCUGGAGAUCGUGAGCGGCGUCCGCGGGAAAGGCCUCCUGAACGCCAUCAUCAUCAAAGAGACCAAAGACUAUGAUGCCUGGAGGGUGUGUCUCCGUCUCCGUGACAACGGUCUGUUGGCCAAGCCCACUCACGGUGACAUCAUCAGACUAGCCCCGCCCCUCAUUAUAAAGGAGGAUGAGGUCAGAGAGUGUGUGGACAUCAUCAGCAGGACCGUCCUGUCCUUCUAAGCCACUGGAAUCAUCAUCAUCUGAGUGGUUUUCACCUGUAAUUCUUCUGAUUUUAGCCUGCUUUGUUUUAUCGUGUUUUUCAUGAGCUGUUACAGUCACUCGGGUCAACAUAAAAUCCGCUCGACGCUCACCGGGGCUUUUAGCUCUUUCAGAGUUAUGCUUAUUUAGUUUUUCAUUCUCAACUGAACUUGAGAUUCUUGAAUAGUAGUUUCUCUCUGGACGACGGUCUGUUUUAGUUCUGCUGAAGUGUCGUGGACGUUUCUGAAGGCGAACGCUGUGACGUUUACAGUUUCUGUCCUCCAGAGGAAAGUGAAUGAAGGACACUGUCACAGUGUUUGAAACAUGUUUAAAAGUUGUUUUGCUGUGAACACUUGAAUAGAAUGAGUUUUUCUCCCUGAUGAGAGAAUAGUGCACUUUAACUGCAGUCUUUAAUGAUGUAAAACAAAGACAUAAUCAAACUGAAUUAUUCACAGCCACAUUCUGCUGCGUUUAUUAACGAUUUACAAAUGAAACAUUAGGAAAACAGCAUAAACAGAAACUGUUUGGAGAAUGCUUGUUUGUGUUUAUUUCUGUAGAACGUUUAGCUAACGUUUAAUGAAUGGAGCAUCAGCUCGUACAUCAGAUGAUGUUUUAUUUCUGUUAUUAAAUACAUUUUCAG
This is a messenger RNA of Sinocyclocheilus anshuiensis, 2058 nucleotides long. RefSeq names its product ornithine aminotransferase, mitochondrial-like. The record is from RefSeq and is a predicted model, not a curated record. Gene Ontology annotation, molecular function: identical protein binding; pyridoxal phosphate binding; L-ornithine transaminase activity. Gene Ontology annotation, cellular component: cytoplasm. The transcript has 10 exons. The coding region runs from base 75 to 1400 and encodes 441 amino acids. Lineage: Eukaryota; Metazoa; Chordata; Actinopteri; Cypriniformes; Cyprinidae.